AAAAGCGGACCCAGUGAUCCCUGGCCCAGCGACGACAAGAGGUCGCUGAUUUCGGCCGUUCAUGUUCGGAUGAACAAGAUUGAUGGAGUCGUUUAAACGGUGAACAACUGCAGACACAAAACUAGCUCCCAUAUAGUGUGUGUUCCUUCCGAUCCUUGUGGCUGUUGCGAAGAGAGGACAAGAGAAUAUCGCAAAACAAGAAUUCGACAAAGAGAAAAUGACCGGUAUCGAUGUGAAGAUGAUUCGCCUAGUGGUGUUCGCUUCGCUCUUUGGUGUCGCAGUUUUGUGCAUCGUUGCCGUCUGCGCUUUUCUUCUUCACAGACAUUUGACUAGCAAGAUAAGAAAAUGGAAGUUACCUUCGCUGCCCGCUACCACUCGCAUCAAAAUCAGUGGCAGCCCUCUGGAUACAGACGCUCACAUUAAACUACUCCAUCAGCAGCCGCGUUUAGGUGGAUCCGGAAUGACAAUGGCCGAAAUAAGCCCUCUGGUGCGUCACAAACCGUUGUGCAAUUUCAAACAAGUCGAUGCUGAUCCACAGCCGAUGGGUAGAUGCAAUACUUUGACGACUCAGCAUCAAGUUGCGUCAUCAACGAAGACCCUCAUCCGGCCGUUGAGUCAAUCAGCGCAGUACCUGGCACGGCCAAGUUCACAGAUGUUCCAGCAGACGUCAUUGACCAAUCUGAUCGGAAGCCAUUACACUAGCGACAGCAAUGAAGGACACGAGCGUAACAUUGACGAUUGCCAACAGACACCACAAGUGGAACUCACUUUGGUUUACGUCUCCGCUUCCGCCCAGCUCUUGGUGCACGUCCACCGACUUUCGAACGUGACACUCGUCCGUUACGGGAAGGAAUCGAGCAACGUUACAGUCAAAGUAGCGUUGGAUGGCCGCAUCAGGCGAGUUUUUCGUUCCGUUCUGAUUGCUCCCGUCAGCUCAUCAAUCGGCCAGCCGACGAAAUCGCAGCAGCCGCAGCAACGGUGCGCACAGGUAUUCAAGUUUGCUGACGUCACGACCGACGACCUGCUGAACGGACAUUUGACCAUAACUAUUUACCUAGUGCGAGGGCGAUGGAAAAGCGACAAGAAAAUUGGAUUCUUUACUCUCCGCCUCGGAGAAAUGGCGCUGGCUGACGGUAUCCCUCAAUCUCGUACGGGAUUUCUUAGUCACGAUAAAACGGACGGCGUCGGGAAAAACAAAAAAGACGCUCAGACAGAACCGUGCCGACGGAUCACGGGAGUGCCCGAACUGGGCCAGCUUCUUAUUUCUCUCCGACGGGAGCAACAAUCUACCGCUGAAACCUCGUCGUUUCGCCUAAAAAUCCUGAUACACCGAGCCCACGGAUUGCCAUCAACCAAAACUGUGUUUGAACCCGAGUAUAUCGUCAUGGUCAACGCCUCCUAUCCUGAUGGAGGAUCUGAAAUAAAGGAAACCAAGCCUGCGAGGGGAAAAGCUCCUGAAUGGAACCAGACCAUAGAAUUCGACGUAACUGAUCGACCGGGUUCACAGGGGAUGUCAGGAUGGCGUAGGCACAAUAUCUAUCUGGAAUAUAUAAUACCAUGAUCAAACAAAAGCGAUCAAGAUGAUAAUACCUGGACCGUUUCACUCGCCCAACUUUCCUAUCGAUCAUGUUUGUAAUUAUUCUUGGCUCGGGGGAGAAAUAAGGUGUAGGGGAAAGAAAAAGUGGCCGUCUAAAUGCGUUCCAAGACAAAAGUUUGUGAUGAAUAAUAGGAUUAUGAUGGCUUUUCUACGAAAAACAAAUUCAGGCCAGAUUAAGUAUGUCGAUAACGAAAAUUCGAGGGGGUUGUCUGGGGAAAACAACAAAAACAUGCGUAAUGCAAUAAACAUUCUUGGCUUCGUUAUUAAAUAGCCUUUUGGAACGAGGUUAUUGUAUUUGAUGAAUUUGAAUUGCGAAUUAGCGCGCCUACGUUAAGGUGUGAUUCAGCACACCCCAAAAGAUUAAAGGCCCACAUCGCAAUGCAAAAGUUUCUGAGAUAACCUCGUUUCCUUUUUGCUUCGUUGUCCCUUUAAAAAUAAAAAAAUUCGAAAUCCAAAGAGACCGAUUCAUCGUUUUACGCAGGCUAAUGCCAUCUAGGCGCUUAUAGAAGCAAGCUUGUUGUCUCUGUGUCUUGCAUAAUUUUAUUCGAAACGCCCGCAAACGUUGUGCAAGGGCACGGUGAGCAAAGAAAUCGGUCGAACAAGUGCGCACGGUCUCAACUGAUAAAUGAUACCUGUCGAUUGCAUAUCAGCCGCUGACCUUUCGGGUCGAUAUACAGAGUAUAUCGUGACAGAUAAGUUUGAUCUCUCAGCUGAUUGAUGAAGAUCGUAUAAGAAAUUAAUGAUUAACUUCAUCGUUUUCAAGUAUUGCUG
Molecule: messenger RNA, 2368 nt
Organism: Daphnia magna
Lineage: Eukaryota; Metazoa; Arthropoda; Branchiopoda; Diplostraca; Daphniidae
Exons: 9
Coding region: 218-1561 (447 amino acids)
Source: RefSeq, a predicted model, not a curated record